AUGGCUGCUGUGGUUUUCGCCCUGAAGAUUUGGAGGUCAUAUCUUUAUGGCGCAAAGUGUAAAAAUCUGGUAAUAGACUAUGAUCUGGAGAUACUUUACCACCCUGGUAAAGCUAAUUCAGUUGCAGAUGCUCUGAGUCAGAAGCGGGCGGUUUCGACUCAGGAGCUGGAUAUGGAGACUCUAGUUAGAGAAAUUAGUGCGUUGAUAUUGUGUGCUUUUUCUCAGGAGCCGUUGCGAUUGGAGGCGGCUGAUCGAGUUUCUGCCAAUAGUACCAUUCUUGUGCACGGUCGGAUCUGUGUGCCCAAGGAUGAGGUGUUGAGGCAGGAUAUUCUUAGGGAGGCUCAUGCUAGCAUAUUUUCUAUUCAUACAGGAGCGACCAAGAUGUACCAUGACCUCAAGCGCUAUUAUUAUUGGGUCGGGAUGAAGAAGGAUGUAGCUAGUUGGGGAAGUGUGAUGUUUGCUAGCUAG
Molecule: messenger RNA, 468 nt
Organism: Camelina sativa (false flax)
Lineage: Eukaryota; Viridiplantae; Streptophyta; Magnoliopsida; Brassicales; Brassicaceae
Source: RefSeq, a predicted model, not a curated record